Puma concolor (puma) is the source of this 945-nucleotide messenger RNA. RefSeq names its product olfactory receptor family 1 subfamily R member 1 (gene OR1R1). Lineage: Eukaryota; Metazoa; Chordata; Mammalia; Carnivora; Felidae. The record is from RefSeq and is a predicted model, not a curated record. Gene Ontology annotation, biological process: G protein-coupled receptor signaling pathway. Gene Ontology annotation, molecular function: G protein-coupled receptor activity; olfactory receptor activity. Gene Ontology annotation, cellular component: membrane.
AUGGCCCUGGCCAACCUCACGACCGCCCCAGAAUUCCUCCUCCUCGGCCUGGUGGAUGGAACAGACAUCCACCCGCUGCUCUUCCUGCUCUUCCUCGGCGUCUACCUGCUCAAUGCCCUGGGCAACCUGGCCAUGGUGGUGGUGGUGAGGUCGGAUGGGGCCCUCCGCUCCCCCAUGUACUAUUUCCUGGGUCACCUGAGCCUCGUGGACGUCUGCUUUACCACUGUCACGGUCCCCAGACUGCUGGCCGGCUUGCUCCACCCGCGCCAGGCCGUGUCCUUCCAGGGAUGCUUUUCCCAGAUGUACUUCUUCGUGGCUCUGGGCAUCACCGAGAGCUACCUGCUGGCAGCCAUGUCCUACGACCGCGCGGUGGCCGUCUGCCGCCCGCUGCACUACUGCGCGGUCAUGACGCCCCGGCGCUGCGCCGCGCUGGUGACCACGUCCUGGGCCGUGGCCCACCUGCACUCGCUGCUGCACACGCUGCUCAUCUCGGCGCUCUCCUACCCGUGCCCCGCCCCUGUGCGCCACUUCUUCUGUGACAUGACGGUGAUGCUGAGCUUGGCGACCUCGGACACGGCGACCGCGGAGGCUGCCAUCUUCUCCGAGGGCCUGGCCGUGGUGCUCACCCCGCUGCUCCUCGUGUCGCUGUCUUACGCGCGCAUCCUCGUCGCGGUGCUGGGAGUGCGGGCGGCCGGGGGCCGGCGCCGCGCCUUCGCCACCUGCGGGGCCCACCUGGUGGUGGUGUCGCUUUUCUUCGGCUCUGUCCUCUCCGUCUAUUUCCGGCCGUCCUCCGCCUACUCAGCCCGCUAUGACCGCCUGGCCAGCGUGGUCUAUGCUGUGCUCACACCGACCUUGAACCCUUUCAUCUACAGCCUUCGCAACAAGGAGGUCAAGGGCGCCCUGAAAAGGGGGCUCAGAUGGAGGGCUGCACCCCAAGAGGUGUGA